UCUCCCGCACUAACUGUUACUGCUGUGACGUCAGCAAGCCGCAAGUGAACGAAGGAACCAACGGAGGAGAGAUCGAGCCCUUACCGGAUCUACCGGGAGGCAGCAGAGCUACAGAGCGAGUCCCCGCAGCGCGCCCCGGAGGAGCCGAACGGAGGAAACGGUCCGCUGUGCGCCAGCCGCAGGAAGAAGCACCAAGCGAUGCGAGCGCAGCCCACCGCCGCCCAGUAACCAGCCGAACCAGCGCCGAGGAGACCCGAAGGGACGGAGGUUUCCACCGUCAGGAGAACGCCACGAAAACGGACACGAAGCCAGCUGCGGUGGCUCCACCGUGCUCGCUUCCUUUCUUCUGGAUCACACCGACAGGAUCGCCGAUUUAAUGCGCUAACGGAGCGUCUGCGUCCGGCUUGAGAGAGAAAGAGGGAUCUGCCCAGAGAGAACCAGGGGAUCGAAGGCAGAGCUCAGAAAAGGUGGAAAUAUUCACAAUUCAAAGGAUCUGCAGUCAGAUUUGAUAUUUUCCCCUCCUCUCUGAUAUAAACCCGCUGGUCUGGUGCGUUUUCGUUGCGUGGAUCCUGGUACCGGUAACGCCAUCAAGCUGUGUUCUCUAACCAUGGGAUGUACGCUGAGCGCAGAGGAGAGGGCGGCUCUGGACCGGAGCAAAGCCAUCGAGAAGAACCUGAAGGAGGACGGGCUGACUGCGGCCAAAGAUGUCAAACUGCUGCUGCUCGGGGCUGGAGAGUCAGGGAAAAGCACCAUCGUCAAACAAAUGAAGAUCAUCCAUGAGGACGGUUUUUCUGGUGAUGAUGUAAAGCAGUACAAGCCUGUCGUUUACAGCAACACCAUCCAAUCUCUGGCUGCCAUCGUCCGCGCCAUGGAUACGCUGGGCCUGGAGUACGGAGACAAAGAGCGCAAGGCGGACGCUAAGAUGGUGUGUGACGUCGUCAGUCGUAUGGAAGACACAGAGCCGUACUCUGCUGAGCUGCUGGGCGCCAUGAUGCGCCUGUGGGCCGACUCGGGCAUCCAGGAGUGCUUCAGCCGCGCCCGGGAGUACCAGCUCAACGACUCGGCGCAGUAGUACGUCCAUGUUUCUAAAUCUGUUCAUGUAGAGUUCUACAAAUCAGACGUUAGAGACUCACUGAGGUUUGGUUUAAGGUUUGUUGAUACGAGUUUCUUCUUUACUUGUGAGCGCUUUUUGGGUGAUGUUUUACUUCCUGUGGUUGCCUUCUUCUGAAACAGUGAUUUUGAUUGGUUAUUCUCCUGUAAGAACUUUGAGCAAGCUGGAACCCCUCCUCACCUGUGGUGGCGCUGUAUCAACAGCCUCUGAAGAAAACGGCACUAAAACCUCUGAGGAAGUCAGAGGAUUGAGCACAACUUUCUUGUUCAUGAAGUGUAAACAAAAAUAGAGUGGUUUCAGAUUUUAGAGGUCUAUGAAAUCUCUUUUGUCUUUGGUAAAA
Poecilia latipinna (sailfin molly) is the source of this 1451-nucleotide messenger RNA. RefSeq names its product guanine nucleotide-binding protein G(o) subunit alpha-like. Bases 608 to 1072 code for a protein of 154 amino acids. Gene Ontology annotation, biological process: G protein-coupled dopamine receptor signaling pathway; adenylate cyclase-modulating G protein-coupled receptor signaling pathway. Gene Ontology annotation, molecular function: G-protein beta/gamma-subunit complex binding; mu-type opioid receptor binding; guanyl nucleotide binding. The transcript is spliced from 4 exons. Lineage: Eukaryota; Metazoa; Chordata; Actinopteri; Cyprinodontiformes; Poeciliidae. The record is from RefSeq and is a predicted model, not a curated record. Gene Ontology annotation, cellular component: heterotrimeric G-protein complex; cytoplasm.